Molecule: messenger RNA, 1066 nt
Organism: Herpailurus yagouaroundi (jaguarundi)
Lineage: Eukaryota; Metazoa; Chordata; Mammalia; Carnivora; Felidae
Exons: 5
Coding region: 1-660 (219 amino acids)
Source: RefSeq, a predicted model, not a curated record
AUGAGCUACCUCGUCCGCUGCAGCCACCCCUCCCGACACUCAAGAAUCGGGGACCGCGAGCCAUCCCGACACUCGCCACCGCGCAGCACGUCCCCGGGGCCUCUCUUCUGCAGCUCACGCAGCCGCCACGACGGCACCAGGAGAUUCUCAUUCUGCUGGUCUCCCUCGCAUCAGCCAAGCACCCAACAGAAGACAGAGGACACAUUUAAAUUCGGUGAUGACCAAAGGUAUCAGGGUAUUUCCCUGCCACGUCAUUUCCACGCCACGCGAUCUCCACCACUGGACGGGAAUCCAGCGUGUGAGCCUGUGACGGUGACGUUUCGGGACUGGACCCCCGUGCUGUUUUGUACUUUCCAUCGAUGGCCCAAAAUAAAGCAAAGAGGUCAGCAGAGACGCGUGGAGGUGCCAGGCUCGAUGCUAAGACACUUCAACUCUACUUGGCCAGAGCACGGGUAUGCCUGCCAAGAGACCACCAUGGUACUACGCCUUCAGCAAAUAUGCCCUUUGGGGGAAAACCCGACAGCCGCCCGUUACCUCCAGUUAGAAAAUAGGAAUCAAAAACUUAACGUUAAACUUGUCGGGGGGACUUUGGGAAUCUCCAUCCUCACCGCCGCAACAUCUUUAGGCAACGGGAAAGUCCUCCACGUUAAACAGGGUUAAAUCGUGUCCAGACGAGGCCAUCUGCUUUGAGUGACAUCUAAAGAUUUGAAACCAUCUCAAGGGAAGAACCCCAGGGUGCGAGAUGAGGGGGGAAGCCGGAGUGGUGGUUAAGGGCACAAGCUUUUGAGCCAGACACGCUCCAGUCCAAUUCCGGCCCCGCCUCUAACUUGUGACCGUGCGACCCGUGACACGUUACCGAGCUUCUCAGAGUCUCCGCGUCCUCAGCUACGAAAUAAAAACAAUCACACCGACAUCAUAAAGCUGCUUGGACACUGAAAGGGUUACUGUGGAAACUGCUCUUAACACAAUAUGUAAUGUUUAAGAUGCAUUCAACAAAGGGGCACCUGGGGGGGCUCAGCUGGCUAAGCGUCCAACUCUUGGUUUCAGCCCUGGUCGUGAUCUCACC